Molecule: messenger RNA, 6619 nt
Organism: Diabrotica virgifera virgifera (western corn rootworm)
Lineage: Eukaryota; Metazoa; Arthropoda; Insecta; Coleoptera; Chrysomelidae
Gene: iPLA2-VIA
Product: 85/88 kDa calcium-independent phospholipase A2
Exons: 13
Coding region: 903-2981 (692 amino acids)
Biological process (GO): lipid metabolic process; positive regulation of ceramide biosynthetic process; DNA replication
Cellular component (GO): mitochondrion
Molecular function (GO): DNA binding; protein binding; nucleotide binding
Source: RefSeq, a predicted model, not a curated record
ACAAAAAACUACAAAUUCUCAAUGUACUAUAUUGACACAAAAUGUACUUAUAUGGUACAAAAAAAGGCCUUAUACAGAACAUUGUGUUAAAACAGACAUCACAACGUAAUUCGUCAUUCAAAAUCCUUUAAUUUGAUGGGUCAUACAUUGAUUUCUGAUUAUCCGUUCCAAAGAUACAAAUAUUUGUACAAAAUUAUGAAAAAUCGAAUAAUUUGAAAUAUUUACAAAAAUAUUUUAAGUUGUUUGUUAACAUGCCGGGUGUGUAUGGUUGAUAAGAAAAGAGUGCAGACGUUAUUUUUGUUAAUAUUAACCUCCAAAGAUAUGACAAGCCACAAUGCUAAAAGUCCGGAUGUAGUCGGAUGAUAACAUGUAACCGCAGUUGUUAUUUGUGUAAAUGUUAUCACAUAUUUUUAAAACUAUAAGGUCUUGUUUUUGCAAAACACAUUCAAUUUCAUUUGAUCACGUUCAUGCUGUGUGAAUUUCGCCUAUAAAUACUGAAAUAAACGAGCAUAUACCACAGUCGACAUCUGACAGUUUCUACAGUAUAGUUACAGUGUUCAGUGGAAAAUAUUCAAUUAAGAUAUUCCUAGCGUUCAGACGUGUGCUCUGUUUUGAGGAGUUUAUUAAGUGCCGAACCUCCACCAAAUAAAGUAGUAGAAACCCGACCAGACUUCUUUACAUCCAGAAGCAUCCACUGCAGGGAAGAUGGACUCGUUCUGUAUCUACCCUCCACCAAUGAGAAAGGACCAAAAGCGAAUUACGAAAUUGUUCUUCACAGACCAACUACAGAGACUUUGCACCAGAUUUUCAGCUUAUUUCGAACACCUAGUUUAGAGUUGGCAGAAAAUAGAUUCAUAACUUAUAAGGAUAAAAUACCACAGAUUGUAGAAGUAGCCAAAGAGAUGUGCAAUAUUCAUAGUUUACAAAAAGUCUGUGACGUCGUGUUGGAACACCCUACUUGGACACUAGCACAUCUCGCGGCCCAUUUUGCAUUGUAUGACUGCUUUAACGACUCUACAGUGAAUAGUCUCCUCAAUAGCACCGAGAUUGAAACAGGGAUGUCUCCAUUGCAGGUCGCCAUUACCACCCAGAACAUUAAGACCAUUCAAAUAAUGAUAGCUGCGAAUUGUUCUUUGGAACAUCUAGACUACGAAGGGAAUUCAGUUUUUCAUUAUGCCGCUAGUACCACCAAGGAAAUUAUUAACGCACUGUCCCAAACAGCCCCUCAACGCUCUCUAAACGCCCGCAACAAAAACGGCCACACUCCCCUCCACAUGGCGUGCUUGGCAGACAAAAGCGACUGCGUCACGGCGCUCAUACUCGCUGGAGCCGACGUCAACAUCGCGGCAACGAAGAGCGAAAACCCCGAUACUCUUACCAAUGAACCGAGCUACGUAGCCAAUUACUUACAGAAAAACCCGAACACCUUUUACUCGAAAGACAUGAAGAACGGGGGGACUCCCCUACAUUGGGCCAGUUCUAGACAAGUUGUAGAAGCCUUGAUCGAUGUCAAUUGUCAUAUAAACUCGUUGAAUUUCGAAUUUAAAACUGCGCUGCACGUGAUGGUGGAAAGAAAUCGGCUGGACUGCGUGGUGGCUCUUUUAAGUAGACAAGCCAACGCUGAUUUGGGUGACAAGGAUGGAAAUAGACCGCUACAUUUAGCGGUAAAAGCGAACAACGUCGCUAUAAUUCAGGCGCUUAUUAUUUUCGGAGUAGACCUAAAUAUUUUGAAUAACAAAGGCGAAACGGCUAGGCAUAUGAUAACUGCAGAAAAUGAGCCGCAGUUGCUGUAUUAUCUGGCAGCCGUCGGCGCCAGAAGGUGCGAGAAAGGUAUGGAGGGCUGUACUGAGGGUUGCGCUCCAUCCGGCACUUAUGAGGGUAUUCCUCCGCCAAAGGUAAUUGGACAGACCAAUCGAGAUAUACUAAAUGCAAUGCUUUCUGUGGCCGGAAUGGAAGUCGCCUCCGAAAAACACAAAAAUGGUCACAUUCCUAGAAGCGGUCGACUCUUAUGUUUAGACGGAGGAGGAAUUAGAGGCUUGAUCUUAAUUCAGAUGCUGUUAGAAUUGGAGCACGUCUUUAAAAAACCCAUUAAAGACAGUUUUGACUGGCUAGCUGGUACUAGCACUGGUGGAAUUCUAUGUUUAGCUAUUGCCACUGGUAAAUCGAUGAAGGAAUGCCUUUGUCUCUAUUUCCGAUUAAAGGAACAAGCGUUUGUCGGUAUACGACCGUAUUCCAGCGAAAAUUUAGAAAAUAUCUUGAAGGACACGUUUGGCACAGAAACUGUGAUGUCUGAUAUUAAACAUCCUAGAGUAAUGGUAACCGGAGUUUUGGCCGAUAGAAAACCGGUGGAACUUCAUCUUUUUAGGUCAUAUACUAGUCCGAAUGAUAUUUUAGAAGUAAAACACGACCACCCUUACGAGUUACCUCAUCCACCAGAUCAGCAGCAUAUUUGGGAAGUCGGUAGAGCAACUGGUGCAGCCCCAACAUAUUUCAGAGCGUUCGGAAGAUUUCUGGACGGCGGUCUAAUAGCCAACAAUCCAACACUAGAUGCCAUGGCCGAAAUCCAUGAGCACACCAUGGCGCUUAAAGCGAAGAAUCGAGAAAAUGAAGCGAGUCCAGUGAACGUGGUGGUGAGUCUUGGUACCGGGUCUAUACCGGUGACUGAAGUGAAGAGUAUCGACGUUUUCAAACCAGAAAGCAUCUGGGACAGCGCUAAGUUGGUGAUUGGUAUAUCGUUCCUUGGAACUCUGCUUGUAGACCAGGCUACUUCCAGCGACGGCAGAGUAGUAGAUAGAGCCAGAGCGUGGUGUUCAUCAAUAGGCGUUCCUUACUUCCGAUUCUGCCCACAGAUGUCUGAAGAUGUCGCCAUGGAUGAGAAGGCCGACGACAAACUAGUUCGAAUGCUUUGGGAGACCAAAGCCUACAUGUACGAGCAGAUGAGUAGUAUAAAAGAACUGGCGGAUAUUAUAAAUAGGUGUUAAUCCUGUUAGCAAAGACAUUUUUGUUAUUUGUGUUUUUAAUUUUAUGUUUUCAAUUAUAGAGAAUGUUGUAGAUAAACAAAUUCAGUUUUUCAUAAUGGUUUGUGAUAAAUAAAGGAGUACCACGAAGUGGAAUAGUGAAUAGGUACACACAGAAGAAAUUCUGAAACGAUUCAUCUUGCUUUUGGGAAUAUUCUUGUUCACCGAUAUGGUCUGCAAAAAAUUUGAUUUGUAGUGGUACAUCUUUGUCCAAACACACACACAUUUUGUUUUAUUUACUUAAUUUACUAAAUAACUUGCGUGAUAAUAAAUGCUAUGUGCAUUUAACAUAAGAAAUAAAGACAUAGUGAUAUUCAUAUCCAGUAAUCUUUAAUUUACUUGCCAUGUUCAUUGUACUUGGUUUUUAUAUAAUAUUUUUUGCUAGUUAACGUUUUUAUACAUUUAGUGAACUAUAAAAUUAUUAUUUGCGAAUAUCUUGAAUAACUUAAUCAACUUAAAGAACUCAUUCGAAUUUAUUAUAGCCAUAACACUUAGUCUAUAGUAAAUCAAAGUAGUACAUAAAUUUUUCCGUCUGUCAAGUUUGUAUUUCGUAGAAAAUAUAUGCAAUAUUGCAACACUGCGACUUCCAUCCAAUCAGGUCUACCUCGGUAAAUGCUGGAUUUAAAAUUCGGCCAAAAGGCUUAAGAUGGUUUUGUAAUAAAGCAAUGGAGAACAUCAAAAUUCCACGAAUAUUAAUAGACCAGCGCCUCGAUUUUUGACCCUUCGCUUCGUUAUGAAACGUACUCGUUUCGUAUACUAAACAGAUAUGAAGUGAAUACGUUCGAUAACGAAGCGAAGGGUCAAAAAUCGAGGCCCAGGGCGCAUCUGUAAAAUUAUUAGUACAUUUGGAUGUUGAGAGGUGACUCAUAUUUUUUGCAGAAAUUGCUUGAAAGUAACUCAAGUAAUAAUAUUUGAGUUAUCCUCCCACUCAAAAAGGUCCAGAACAUUGUUUAAAUAAUCAAAAUGUUAAAAAAUGAAGGAAAGAUUCGAUUUUUUUCUUCGUUUUUUGAUUAUAACUUUAAAAGUAUUCAUUUCCGAGAAAAGUUGUACUGACAUAAAAGUUGCGUAAUUAAAUUUUCUACAAUAUAUGAAUAAUUAAAAUUUUAAAAAUUGUCACCCUUGUUGCAAAAUAGCAAUAAUUGCGAAAAACCAUAAAAAUAAAAGUAUUCGCGUUUUACGUUUUUCAACCAUUUAUGCUAUACUCACAAACCAUACAUACUCAUAGACGUUUCACGUAAAUUGUCAAGGUCAAGACAGCAAAUUAGUUACCAUUCCAAUCCAGAGAUGUCGCUGUCAGUCCCUUCUCUUGUCAUAUUUAACAACUGACAGUUGACAAUUAAAUUAAUUUGUUAUUUAUUUUUAUUUUACAGUUUGUGGCUUAAAUAUUUUAUUAUAGUGGUGUUACGUUUUUAAUUAGAUUUAAUCACAAUUUUAAUCAAUUAUAUUAACCUCCUCUUCGUUUUUGUGAGUAGAAUUUUUAGUUUACAUUGAUCAUCCCGUGUUGUGUUUCUCCACAUUUAAAAAACAAUAUAAUAAUAGAUCCUGAAACAGUUUAUUUCAAUAGACAAGUGUGUCAUCAACACUUCGGGCCUAUAUAUUUUUGGAAGUUUGUAAAAGAUUAUAGAUAAAUACGGUAUUUAUCUAAACAAUCAUCCUACAAGAUUCUUUCAAAAAUUUUCAUUCAACUCAAUAUUACACAUCAGUGCUUUCACGUGACACAUGGCAGUAGUGUUUUGAAAACAAAUUGGAACAUUUGAAGUUUUCAGUAAAACAUUGAAUAAAACAUUAAAUUGUCUUUCUGUUGUUUUAAUUUCCUCAAAAUUUCAUCAAAAAUCCCGCAAAAUUUAUAAUUUGAAAUUCCUACAUAACUAAAAUUUAUCAAUUUAGUUCCCAUUCCAAUCAAGAGAUGGCGUUAAUUCGAUCCGAAAGAUUAACAUGGUCGUGAAACGUCUAUGAGUAUGUAUGGUUUGUGGCUAUACUUAGGACCUUCAUAUUUCACCCAGAAAAACUUUAUGAUUUGGUAAAACAAUGCUGUAAAUUUUUUUAAGAGCAGUUUAAUAAAUUUUGUAAAAUAAAUUUUGCAAUCCAGAUUUCGCAAAAAAAAAUCAUUUUUUCAAAAUGUUGCAGGACUGAAAAUAAACCAGACAGCAAGUUUAAUUUUUUUUACAUAUAGAAGAAUCUAACAAUAAAAAACUGAAAACUUUUGUUUUCUAUACUUCCACAAAAUUUAUUAUAUCUAAGUGACUACAGCUGUUUCGGCGGAGUGCCUUUCUCAAGUAAUAUAGUUUACAAUGUGUUUGCCUUUUUAAUCUUCAACUGAAGAGGUUGAGGAGUGGGGAGCUGUUUGUCUCGAGUUGGUCAUUCAGAAUUAUAUCUGUAUUUUUCAGUUUAUUAAUUUCCAUAGAUUCUAAAAAAGAUAGCUUAAGGCCUUUAUUUUGAAUAUGUAGAAUUUUAAACUCUUCAUUGAAAGAAUGAUUAUGAUCUAGAAGGUGAAGUGCGUAUGUAGAAGUGUCUGUUUUUCUAUUGUUGAAUGCCCUUUUGUGUUCUGCUAUCCGUUUGUCAAAAGUUCUGCCAGUUUGACCGAUGUACGUUUUCGGACAGUCACCACAAGUUAGUUUGUACACACCACUCUGUAGUUGCUUUCUCUUUCGGCUUUUAUUGUUCUUAAUAUAUUUGCUUAAGUUGUUGUUAGUUCUGAAAGCUGGUGUUAUUCCUUUCUUUUUUAUGUAUCUGGCUAUUGUUGUUGUUAUCUUGCCAGUAUAUGUGAGAGAGCAGAAGGUACUGGGUUCUUUCUGUGGUGGUGGAUACACUAAUUUCAGGGCUUUCUUAUGGAGUUUUUGGUUUAAAAUUUUGUUAACUGUUUGUUCGUUAUAGCCGUUGUUUACUGCUAUUUGUUUAAUGAUGUUUAGUUCUAAGCAGUAAACAACGGCUAUAACGAACAAACAGUUAACAAAAUUUUAAACCAAAAACUCCAUAAGAAAGCCCUGAAAUUAGUGUAUCCACCACCACAGAAAGAACCCAGUACCUUCUGCUCUCUCACAUAUACUGGCAAGAUAACAACAACAAUAGCCAGAUACAUAAAAAAGAAAGGAAUAACACCAGCUUUCAGAACUAACAACAACUUAAGCAAAUAUAUUAAGAACAAUAAAAGCCGAAAGAGAAAGCAACUACAGAGUGGUGUGUACAAACUAACUUGUGGUGACUGUCCGAAAACGUACAUCGGUCAAACUGGCAGAACUUUUGACAAACGGAUAGCAGAACACAAAAGGGCAUUCAACAAUAGAAAAACAGACACUUCUACAUACGCACUUCACCUUCUAGAUCAUAAUCAUUCUUUCAAUGAAGAGUUUAAAAUUCUACAUAUUCAAAAUAAAGGCCUUAAGCUAUCUUUUUUAGAAUCUAUGGAAAUUAAUAAACUGAAAAAUACAGAUAUAAUUCUGAAUGACCAACUCGAGACAAACAGCUCCCCACUCCUCAACCUCUUCAGUUGAAGAUUAAAAAGGCAAACACAUUGUAAACUAUAUUACUUGAGAAAGGCACUCCGCCGAAACAGCUGUAGUCACUUAGAUAUAAUAAAUUUUGUGGAAGUAUAGAAAACAAAA